Molecule: messenger RNA, 1413 nt
Organism: Naumovozyma dairenensis CBS 421
Lineage: Eukaryota; Fungi; Ascomycota; Saccharomycetes; Saccharomycetales; Saccharomycetaceae
Gene: GAS4
Product: 1,3-beta-glucanosyltransferase
Exons: 1
Coding region: 1-1413 (470 amino acids)
Biological process (GO): fungal-type cell wall (1->3)-beta-D-glucan biosynthetic process
Cellular component (GO): cytoplasm; fungal-type cell wall
Molecular function (GO): 1,3-beta-glucanosyltransferase activity
Source: RefSeq, a predicted model, not a curated record
AUGUUGGUACCAUUUAUUCUGAUUUUUAUCAAUAUCUACAUUACUACAACGUUAGCUUCCAUUAAUCCCAUUAUUAUUAAGGGGAAGAGGUUUUACGACGCUGUGACCAAUGAAAGGUUUUUCAUAAGAGGCAUCGAUUAUCAGCCUGGAGGUUCGUCUGAGGUCAACGAUGAAAAAGAUCCCUUAUCAGACCCGGACCUCUGUGCCCGUGAUAUAUUAUUAUUUCAAGAUUUAGGAAUAAACACAGUAAGGAUAUACUCAAUUAAUCCGGACUUAAAUCAUGAUAAAUGUAUGACGUUGUUAGCAACAGCAGGAAUAUAUUUGAUUUUAGAUGUAAACUCUCCGUUAGAAAAUCAACAUUUGAAUAGAUACGAACCAUGGACAACAUAUAAUACAAUUUAUUUGAAACACGUCUUUAGUGUCAUAGAUGAAUUUUUACAAUAUAAUAAUACAUUGGGAUUCUUUGCUGGUAAUGAAAUUGUGAAUGAUAAGAGAUCUGCACAAUACUCACCACCAUAUAUUAAAAAGUUAAUUGGUGAUAUGAGGAGAUACAUAGAUGUUCACUCAACUAGACGGAUACCUGUUGGUUAUUCUGCUGCAGAUGAUUUGAAAUACAGAAUUCCAUUAUCUAAAUAUUUGGAGUGUGAAGAUACUGCGAGAAAGGAUUGUAGUGUUGAUUUUUAUGGUGUGAAUUCUUAUCAAUGGUGUGGACAGCAAACUUUGGAAAGUUCCGGUUAUGAUCGAUUAGUUGAAGCUUAUGAGAAAUACUCUAAACCUGUGAUAUUUUCCGAAUUUGGUUGUAAUAAAGUCCUGCCAAGAAAAUUUGAUGAAAUAACUGCUCUUUACUCAGAGUCAAUGAAUGAUGUUUUUAGUGGAGGUCUCGUAUAUGAAUUUACACAAGAGCCAAAUAAUUAUGGUUUGGCCGAAGUUGUAAAUGAAAAUGAUAUACAGCUUCUUGAUGAUUAUUUCACAUUAAGAGAUCACUAUAGACCUGAAGCUUCUUCUUCACAGGAACCCUCUUCCAAGUUAGAUUUACAUAACAAGAACUCCAUAGCACCCGAAGAUGUAGUUAUUCCCAAAUGUCAAAAAACUUAUCACAAUAUAAAAGUGGAUGGUGAAGUUGAAGAGAACUUGGCUGAUGUCCUAAUCAGAGAAGGUACACAACAUAAAAAGGGCAAAUUUGUUGACUUAGAUGAGAAAGAUCUCGAAUGUAAAUUCGAGAUUUAUAGAAAAGAUGGAAAGCCAUGGGACGGUCCAAGAAGAAUUGAAGCUGUAAACGAUAUGAGUCCUUUAAAGGAUACUAAGGCGAAAAGCGGUAAGCAUGGUUCCAGGAAGAAGUCAUCAUCUUUUAAAAUGAAGCCAAAGAAAGCAAUGACAUCUGUCUUUUUAAUAAUAGUGUGCAUUCUGUGGUAA